AUGAUAUCUCGAAUGAUUUUCAGAAACUAUCCUUCUCACAAUGAGUCCGACGACGAGCCAUUCCAUUUCAGUAUCAGCAGAGAAUUGCUUCUCGACCGAAACGAUGUCGUAGUGGGAGAGAUGAUUGGAGAAGGAGCUUACUCCAUCGUCUACAAAGGAUUGCUAAGAAACCAAUUUCCCGUGGCGGUGAAGAUCAUGGAUCCGAGUACAACUUCCGCUGUAACCAAAGCGCACAAAAAAACGUUUCAAAAGGAAGUUCUGUUACUAUCCAAGAUGAAACAUGACAACAUUGUGAAGUUUGUUGGAGCUUGCAUAGAACCACAAUUGAUUAUAGUUACCGAACUCGUUGAAGGCGGCACUCUACAGAGGUUCAUGCACUCUCGUCCGGGUCCUCUUGACCUAAAGAUGUCACUAAGCUUUGCUUUGGAUAUUUCACGAGCCAUGGAGUUUGUGCACUCAAAUGGCAUCAUUCACCGUGAUUUAAAUCCAAGGAAUUUGUUGGUAACCGGUGAUCUGAAACAUGUGAAAUUGGCUGACUUUGGAAUUGCAAGAGAAGAAACUAGAGGUGGCAUGACCUGUGAGGCUGGCACCUCUAAAUGGAUGGCUCCUGAGGUAGUGUAUAGCCCUGAGCCGCUGAGAGUUGGGGAGAAGAAGGAAUAUGACCAUAAGGCUGAUAUUUACAGCUUUGCCAUAGUAUUAUGGCAGCUGGUUACGAACGAAGAACCAUUCCCUGACGUGCCUAAUAGCCUCUUUGUUCCCUAUCUUGUUAGCCAAGGUCGGAGACCAAUACUUACGAAGACUCCCGACGUGUUUGUCCCAAUCGUUGAAUCAUGUUGGGCACAAGACCCGGAUGCGCGUCCGGAAUUUAAAGAGAUUUCGGUUAUGCUGACAAACUUGCUAAGAAGAAUGAGCUCAGACAGUAGCAUUGGCACAACACUACCGGAUGGGGAAGCUUAUGAAGGUGAGAUGGAGGAAUCAGAGAACUCUCCUCUUCUUCAAGAGCAUUUUUGCAAGGUGAAGAAACCUAAGGAGAAGAAGAAGAAGAAGAAACUGGUGAAGAUGAGAUUUCCUUUCUUUAAGAAGUUCAAGGUUUGGUUGUACAACUACAAGCCAUGA
Messenger RNA from Arabidopsis thaliana (thale cress), 1116 nucleotides. RefSeq names its product Protein kinase superfamily protein. Bases 1 to 1116 code for a protein of 371 amino acids. Gene Ontology annotation, molecular function: ATP binding; protein kinase activity; nucleotide binding. The record is from RefSeq and is marked reviewed. The transcript is spliced from 6 exons. Lineage: Eukaryota; Viridiplantae; Streptophyta; Magnoliopsida; Brassicales; Brassicaceae.